CUGUGACCGAUCCCAUCGGCGCAAUUUCUAUUUCACGCUUUCUCGAACGAUUACACGCGAAAUAAAUGAUCACCCCAACCCCGAUUUCCUCCUUAAGUAUAAUUUAUGUCUCGGUAAACGGUCGUCAUUAUCGAUUUCUCGAUCGGACGUUUCUGAUUUUGGGAGCGAGAUUCCGAUCGCCUACACGCUGGCACGCGAUCGGAUCUGUAGGUCAAGUUUAACAUUCCUUCGAGCCGCGUUCCAUAAGCAUACGACCCAAGGCGGCGUUUAACUUGCUGCCCACGCGUUGUGAAACAACAAACACGCGCGUUACAGAAAUGUCACGCUCGCCGUGAACGCGGAACCGUUCUCUCCUUCUCGCGGGUUAUCAGCCACCGUGGAUCGCGCUUCCAUUCGUAUCAGUUUCUUUAUAGAACAGGACGGAGUCGCCUAAUGUCGAAGAGAAAGCACCUACCCAUUCAGCUGUGGGAUAAUCCGACCUGUAACACUUACACGUGAGAAACUAUAGCGGGAUCCGCGUUAUGCCCAUUUGUCAACCGAAAGUAGAAACGCGACUUUUAACAAAGAACGGAGAAUAUAAACAAAUAAUAUCGUGUGUUAGAACGACGACCGACGCGCUGCGUCUAUCGAGAGACAGAACAGGGAUUUAAAUAAAGUGAAUUGGGAUAGUUAUCAAUUACACGGUUCGGAGCGAGGGCCAAAUUUCGCCGUUUAAUCGACCGGUGAGUCAGGAGCGGAACCGGGCCGUAUAAUUAACCGUUUUGGCAGGGAACUCGGUCGGGAGUUCUCAUUAAAGCUGGUACAUCCUAUCAAGGCUCUUCUCUCCCACGUUCACGCAUCGAUUUACAUUUUUACUUUAUUACACGCGCGAAACCAAUUGCGUAGAAAUCAGUCGCGCGUCCACCGCGCGAGGAAAACGUUCGACUACUCCGAUCACGACGAUUAACGAUUACGAACCGAUAAUGAGCCGACUCUCGUACUUCUACGAAAGGAGCUGUUACUUGUGCGAACGCAGCACCGUUUACCCGGAGUACCAUGCUCCCAAAAGAUCACAGCACAGAGUGAGAUUCACCGAACCGCUCAGAAUGCUGAGAUCAGCCUCGCCUCACUACGGCAGCAGAGGAUCCGAGCCUCGAGUGAUCCGUUUGACGGUGGAUCAGGAAGCCGUUCUCCAGGAGCAGUUCAACAGAUGGCCAAGGGCGCCUCAUACAGCGGAUAUCGUGUUACUGGCAGCUGAGACCGGCCUCUCCGAAGCCGACGUGGAGGCCUGGUACGCUAUCCGGUUGGCGCAGUGGAGGAAAGAGCAGGGCCUGGGCGGAAAUCUUGGUCUACAUUAACGUUGUAACUUGGACAACGUUGUGUUAACUGUGUACCUGAGAAUGCAACCCAUACAAGGGUUGCGCGUAUCGACCUGACAACGAUCUAUUCUAUUAUUAUCGAUUUCAGAUUGCUUUUUAUCGUAGCUACACGUCAGUUGUGCGUAGAUUUCAUUAACUUAGAGACCUACACGAGAUUAGGUCGAUCUACUUAUGCUAAUUCUCAUCGUUUUCCGACGGUACCAAAAAUCAGGAUCUUAGCAAGUUAACUGUGUGACAAAAAAAAAUCACGUGUAUUAGAGGGAAUCGUAGUUGUUUUUAACGUUUUUAUUAUUGUUUACCAGAAGUAGACGAAUAUUAAAAUAUUCGAGUAAAAAUAUAUCUGUCCGAGUGCCUCGAUGUUUAUUUAAUCGUAAGUUCGUCAUUGUAAAGAAGACAUUACCAGCGAGUAUUAAUCAUAGAUUAUAAUGAGACCUGACCGCAGGUUUCAGAAAAAAUUACAUAUUAGUUCUAACGUAUCGGGUACCUUAUGUAUAUUUCUCGACGCUUUCACAUAGUUUUACUAACGUCCUACACGAUUGUACAAAAAAACACGAAUCGAAAUGGGAAUUUCUGUAUAACCCAGUUACUUAUAUAAAUAAAUGUUACGCGAAUAUCGCGCGCAAGUA
Molecule: messenger RNA, 1984 nt
Organism: Ceratina calcarata
Lineage: Eukaryota; Metazoa; Arthropoda; Insecta; Hymenoptera; Apidae
Product: homeodomain-only protein
Exons: 3
Coding region: 963-1337 (124 amino acids)
Biological process (GO): regulation of transcription by RNA polymerase II; cell differentiation
Cellular component (GO): nucleus
Molecular function (GO): DNA binding
Source: RefSeq, a predicted model, not a curated record